AUGGACAGUGCUCCUUCGAGCGCGCUGAGUCGCCUUGCGGCUCAGAAAUUGAUAAGGAGAGCUAGUGGAGAGGAGCUGUUUGACAUUAAGAGAUUCUACCAACUAACGGUUGACAAUGAGAAGUACCAAAAGAUAGUAACAGGGAAUCGACGGAGUAAGGAGGCGAUUGAAAGGAAGAUGGUGGACUUAGGUAUCCGGUCAAUCAUUGGUGAAGAUGGCUCGAAUAUGUAUGUGGCAUCGCUAGUAGAGGAGAAGUUGGGGGCGCUUACAAACGAUAUCAAGAAGGAGCUAAUGAAUGCCGGAUACACGGAAGACCAGGUGACACAGAUUUCCGCCAUCUAUCGCAUGCAACGGAAUGUAUUGAGACUGAAGGUGUCGUGUGUAUCAGUAACUGAAGGAGGAUUCGAAAGCACAUGA
Spizellomyces punctatus DAOM BR117 is the source of this 417-nucleotide messenger RNA. RefSeq lists its product as uncharacterized. The transcript has a single exon. NCBI's taxonomy places the organism in Eukaryota, Fungi, Chytridiomycota, Chytridiomycetes, Spizellomycetales, Spizellomycetaceae. The coding region runs from base 1 to 417 and encodes 138 amino acids. The record is from RefSeq and is a predicted model, not a curated record.